Messenger RNA from Boleophthalmus pectinirostris (great blue-spotted mudskipper), 1710 nucleotides. Its product is annotated as axonemal dynein light intermediate polypeptide 1-like. The transcript is spliced from 4 exons. Bases 962 to 1606 code for a protein of 214 amino acids. NCBI's taxonomy places the organism in Eukaryota, Metazoa, Chordata, Actinopteri, Gobiiformes, Gobiidae. Gene Ontology annotation, cellular component: filopodium; axoneme. The record is from RefSeq and is a predicted model, not a curated record. Gene Ontology annotation, molecular function: dynein heavy chain binding.
UUUUUUUUACAAUAGCGUUCUUGUUUCCACUCGGACAAAAACGUAACACAUUAAACGCCGUUUCCAUAGUGACGCAAACACUUACUCCCAGCGCGACCGUAACCAUCUACUGACAAGUUUACAUCCCGUUACAUUUUUAAACAAUUAACCCUGGAGAACCCAAGACCCCUUUUCUUCUUUGGAAAAUUAUGAACUAUACAUUAAAUGACUGCUAUGAGUCCACUGAACACCAAAAUAUCAACUUUUUCAAUUUUAACCCUUUAUUCCCUGAUUUAGGAUUAGGGUCAAAUCUGACCCAUUGGGUUUUACGCGUAUCAUUUCAAAGAAUAACAAUAGGAAACACUGUCAAUGUUGAUCACCGCAAUAGACAAGAAAUGCCAGAAAAGUAUCAUAUACUAACAACGGCUCCGAAUGGGAAAUUUACAGUGUUCAAGACGCACAUCCAGCAUGUCAACUCCUCCCAUGGAAUCAUUGUACUCCUGGAUGUUCAGCUGAUCUGGUCUGGGUUGUCAUGGCAACCUGUUCACCUUCAAAGCUCACAUCAGGCAACUCAAAGCCUUUCUUUUGCCACUUGUAAGCUUUUGCGGCACGAUUUGGCUCCAUCUGUGAGCUAGCAGUCUCGGCAAACGGCACAUCCUCAUCAUUGGACGAGUCAUUGUCUUGGGCAGAAGAUUCACAUCAUCACUUUCAACAUCUGGUUGAAACAAUUAAUCAGAAUCGCUAUCGCUGGUUUGCUGAGAAGAGAAUUUUGUUAGGGUAGGUUUCCAGCUCAACAAAACACCAUUUGGUCAGCUAUCUUGUCACUCCCACUCUGGCUCGUGUCAGUUCAAUAUUUAUCCACUAGGUGUCUCUAUGCAGGGGCCAGAAGUAGCACUCUGAGCUUUUGAGGUUAAAUUUGACUUUUUUUUGGUUUUCCAGGGUUAAUUUAGCAUCUACAGUAAAUAGUUUUUACGUUCCCACCAUGAUCCCACCGGCAGACUCGCUGCUGAAGUAUGACAACCCGGUGCUCAUGAGCCAAAGGCCAAGACUCAAGUCUCCAAAGGGUCGCAACUUUAAAGUCAGUCCCCAGCAGUCUCCAGACACCACCCCUGUGCCUCCUCCCCCCAAACCAAAACCAGAGACUGAACAACACAAUGAAGACAUCCUCAGUUCCAUACUUCCUCCCAGAGAAUGGAUAGAGGGGAAUCAAUUAUUUGUGCAGAAAGUGUCCAGUGCCUCUUCUACAAGAUCAGAUGUGAUUAAACUAACUGAACAACUGGACACAAAGUUACAACAGAAACAGGCCAGACUCACAGGCAUCUGCCCAGUGCGCAGGGAACUCUACUCACAGUGCUUUGAUGAGCUGAUCAGACAAGUGACCAUAAACUGUGCAGAGAGAGGUCAGCUGCUGUUAAGAGUGAGAGAUGAAAUAAAGACAACCAUUGCAACAUAUCAGACAAUCUACGAGAGCAGUGUGGCAUUUGGGAUGAGGAAGGCCUUGCAGUCAGAACUUGACAAGUCUGACAGGGAGAAAAAGGUAAAUUACAUAAUUUACACUAUUGUUGUUCAUUCAUUGUUAUAUUUACAACGAAACCGAUUACACAAUAUGGACUCUUAUGAGCUUUAAGAUAUGUUAGAAUGUUGUUAUCUCAUUAGAAACACACCUAGACCCCUGUGUUUUAUUUCAUUCACACAUGUUUAAGUAAUCCUGGAUUAUUGUACUACUCUUCU